UGCUGGGCUGCGUUGCGAUUGCAGCGGCGGAGCUGUGCCGUGGUCGGGCUCGAGCGCAGCAGCAGCGGGCUCUUAUUCUCAGAGAAGAUGUCAACAGAGUUACCAUUAGACAUCAAUAUCAAAGAACCUCGCUGGGUUCAAAACACAUUUAUUGGACGAGCCAGCCAUUUCUUCACUGUAACGGAUCCCAGGAAUAUUUUGCUAUCCAAUGAACAAUUAGAAAACUCAAGAAAAAUUGUGCAUGAUUACAGGCAGGGUAUCGUGUCCUCUGGACUGACAGAAGAUGAAUUAUGGAGGGCAAAAUAUAUCUAUGAUUCAGCCUUCCAUCCAGAUACUGGUGAAAAGAUGGUUUUGAUUGGCCGAAUGUCUGCUCAGGUGCCUAUGAACAUGACUAUCACUGGCUGCAUGAUGACCUUUUAUAAAACUACCCCAGCUGUGGUCUUCUGGCAGUGGAUUAACCAGUCAUUCAAUGCCAUUGUAAACUAUACCAAUAGGAGUGGAGAUGCUCCAAUAACUGUCAGCCAGCUGGGAACAGCCUAUGUUUCUGCCACCACAGGUGCUGUUGCCACCGCUCUAGGACUUAAUGCUCUAACAAAGCAUGUCUCUCCACUCAUAGGACGUUUUGUUCCUUUUGCUGCUGUAGCUGCUGCUAAUUGCAUAAAUAUCCCAUUAAUGAGGCAAAGGGAAUUAAAGCAUGGUAUUCCCAUUACAGAUGAAAAUGGAAACCGACUGGGUGAAUCCACCAAAGCUGCUAAACAAGCCAUUCUGCAAGUGGUCGUCUCCAGGAUUCUUAUGGCUGCUCCGGGCAUGGCUAUUCCCCCCUUCGUAAUGAAUACUUUGGAAAAGAAGGCAUUUUUAAAGCGGUUCCCAUGGAUGAGUGCCCCCAUUCAAGUGGGAUUAGUUGGGUUUUGUUUGGUGUUUGCAACCCCUUUAUGCUGUGCAUUAUUUCCUCAAAAAAGUUCCAUGUCUGUAACUCGUCUGGAGUCAGAAUUACAAGCCGAGAUCCAGAAGCUCAACCCUGAAUUGGACCGCGUAUAUUUUAACAAAGGAUUAUAA
Molecule: messenger RNA, 1056 nt
Organism: Gekko japonicus
Lineage: Eukaryota; Metazoa; Chordata; Lepidosauria; Squamata; Gekkonidae
Product: sideroflexin-1-like
Exons: 11
Coding region: 88-1056 (322 amino acids)
Biological process (GO): serine import into mitochondrion; monoatomic ion transport
Cellular component (GO): mitochondrial inner membrane
Molecular function (GO): monoatomic ion transmembrane transporter activity
Source: RefSeq, a predicted model, not a curated record